AUGAUGAUACUGCGUGCUGGAGGGACCGCUAUUGAUGCCGUCGAGAUGGCCAUCAAGGUCCUCGAGGAUCGCGAGAUUACGAAUGCUGGGUAUGGCAGCAAUCUUGCUAUGGACGGCGUCGUGGAGUGUGAUGCUUCCAUUGUGGACCAUCAUGGGCGCAGUGGCGCCGUGGGAGCUGUCGCUCAGGUCAAGAAUCCCAUUUCCCUUGCGCGUCUUGUCCUUCAGCACACCACGAAGACUCUAACAUUGCGUCGAGUUCCUCCAAACUUGCUGGUCUCUCAGGGUGCCACGGACUUUGCCUUCGAACAAGGAAUGGGAGUUCUACCGCACGAUGCCUUGGUCUCUCCGGCUGCAAAGGAAAGGUGGGUUCGGUGGCGAGAGGACCUUAAGCAUGCGGAAAGAAGGGAGUUGAAGAAGGUGAAGGCCAUGGAGGCUGCUCGAAAGUUCGAUGAUCCAGAAGAGGAGAUCAGGAACAACAUGAGAUCUGAACAUACUCGGAACCUGUUGCAGAACAACUAUGACGAUCGCUCGGUGUCUCCUUCACUAUCGGACGACGAAUGGAAGACGCAAGCGUCUUCACCGAAGACAAAUGCUUCGUCACAGACCACGCCAGAAUCUCCUCAAACUCCUCAGUCAGGGAGAUCCGCCGAGUCGAAUCAGUCAAGUCGGUCAGCUUCCUUGCAAGUCUUCACGGACCCGCGUGGCCCGCCUCCGUCGAUACGUGAAUCGUCCCGGAAUGCUCUCAUCAACAGUACCGAAACAGUACCAACUUUAGGCAAUUUUCGUGCAGCGGCCCCGAUGUCGACUCACUAUGAAAUGGACGAUACAGCUAUGAGCGAUAUUGACGAUACAGCCGCGAAUCAUUGGACCGUAGGAGCUCGACCGGGGCACGGUUGGGGCGACGGAUCUUCUGGAGGCGAAUCGGCAAGCUCUUCCGAUGGGACCCUCCAGCUUCCAUCGCUCACGCCCAGUCCUCCCCCUCCUCUCGCGUUGGAGACUCCGCUCUCUGAUAUACCAACUGAAGAAUUGAAACCAGGUACACCCUCGCCAACUCUCCCCGUAUCAAAUGAACGAACAACGCACUCGUCAACAACAUCUAUCCCCAUGGCACCAUACGCAUCUCCUCCGAGAACCUCUUCUCUUAGGGGACCUCCUUCUAAGGAAAAAGAAGACCAUAUCACAGACACUGUCGGGGCCAUUGCUAUUGAUGCGUAUGGUAAUAUUGCUUGUGGGGCUUCGUCCGGUGGUAUCGGUAUGAAAUAUCGAGGCCGUGUUGGUCCAGCUGCGUUGGUAGGAGUUGGCGCAGCAGUCGUGCCAGUUAACGCCGAAGACAAGCUGAAAACGUGUGUCGCAACUGUCACAAGUGGCACAGGUGAACAUAUGGCUACGACAAUGGCAGCUACUGUAUGCGCUGAGCGGCUGUAUCAUUCCAACAAGAAAGUGAAGGGCGGUGUCUUCGCAGAGACUCAUGAAGACGAGGCUAUCAAAUCAAUGAUAGAGUCCGAAUUCAUGGGCACUGUCAAGAACAGCAACUCUGCCGGCGCAAUUGGUAUUCUCGGAGUGAAAAAGUCACGUGAUGGCGUCUACCUUUACUUUGCCCACAACACUGACUCCUUCGCGAUUGCAUCAAUGCACUCCGAUGACUCGAAGCCGGUCUGUACUAUGUCCCGGAGCAAUGGCAACGGUUCCAUUGCGCAAGGCGGACGUGCGAUGCGUUAUCGGAAGAAGUAG
Mytilinidion resinicola is the source of this 1731-nucleotide messenger RNA. RefSeq names its product N-terminal nucleophile aminohydrolase. Gene Ontology annotation, biological process: protein maturation. The record is from RefSeq and is a predicted model, not a curated record. The transcript has 5 exons. Gene Ontology annotation, molecular function: threonine-type endopeptidase activity. Bases 1 to 1731 code for a protein of 576 amino acids. Lineage: Eukaryota; Fungi; Ascomycota; Dothideomycetes; Mytilinidiales; Mytilinidiaceae.